AUGUCUUCCCGCCCUCAGAACAUUGGCAUCAAGGCCAUUGAAAUCUACUUUCCUAGCCAGUGCGUGGACCAAGCCGAAUUGGAGAAAUUCGAUGGCGUUAGCCAGGGGAAAUACACCAUCGGUCUCGGCCAGACCAAGAUGAGCUUCUGUGAUGACCGUGAAGAUAUCUACUCCCUCGCCCUCACCACCCUUUCCUCCCUCUUGCGCAAAUAUGAAAUCGACCCCAAGUCAAUAGGCCGCUUGGAGGUCGGGACUGAGACCUUGUUGGACAAGUCCAAAUCCGUCAAGUCUGUUUUGAUGCAGCUCUUUGAGGAGUCGGGCAACUACAAUGUCGAGGGUGUCGAUACAGUCAAUGCCUGCUACGGAGGCACCAAUGCUGUUUUCAACAGCAUCAAUUGGGUCGAGUCGUCUGCCUGGGAUGGCCGCGAUGCCAUUGUGGUCACUGGCGAUAUUGCUCUGUACGCCAAGGGAAAUGCCCGUCCCACUGGUGGCGCUGGCUGUGUCGCCAUGGUCAUCGGCCCCGAUGCUCCGCUCGUGUUUGAACCCGGUCUGCGUGGUACCUACAUCACCCACGCCUACGACUUCUACAAGCCCGACUUCACCAGCGAGUAUCCCUACGUUGAUGGCCACUUCUCCCUCAGGUGCUACACCGAAGCUGUCGAUGCUUGCUACAAGGCCUACAACGCUCGCGAGCACACCCUGCAGGAGCGCAACGGAAUCAACGGCGUGGUUUCCGGUGAUCAGACCCCCAUUGAUCGCUUCGACUACGUCCUAUUCCAUUCCCCCAACUGCAAGCUCGUUGCCAAGUCCUACGCGCGCAUGCUCUACAACGACUACCUCGCUAACCCAUCCCACCCUUCUUUUGCCGAAGUCCCCGCCGAGAUUCGUGAUGUGGACUACGAAAAAUCGUUUAGCGACAAGACCAUUGAGAAGACCUUCAUGGCCCUGGCUAAGAAGCGCUACAACGAGAGAGUGCUGCCAACCAUUGAGGUUGCCACUCAGUGCGGUAACAUGUACACUGCCAGUGUCUACGGAGGCUUGGUCAGUCUCUUGUCCAACAUCGCUUUCGACCCCAGCGCACCAAAGCGCGUCGGUCUCUUCAGCUACGGCAGUGGUCUUGCCAGCUCGCUGUUCAGCUUGAAGGUUGUUGGUGAUGUUUCUGUCCUGGCCAAGAACCUUGAUCUUCACAACCGCCUGAAUGCCCGUCUUGUUGUUCCUCCUUCUGACUACGAUGCUCUUUGCCUGCUCCGUGAGCACGCCCACCUAAAAAAGAACUUCCAGCCAGCCGGCAAGACGGAGACUCUGGUCCCUGGCACUUACUACCUCACCGACAUCGACGAAAUGUUCCGUCGCAAGUAUGCUGUCAAGGCAUAG
This is a messenger RNA of Talaromyces atroroseus, 1374 nucleotides long. Its product is annotated as Hydroxymethylglutaryl-CoA synthase. Gene Ontology annotation, biological process: ergosterol biosynthetic process; acetyl-CoA metabolic process. Gene Ontology annotation, molecular function: hydroxymethylglutaryl-CoA synthase activity. The record is from RefSeq and is a predicted model, not a curated record. Lineage: Eukaryota; Fungi; Ascomycota; Eurotiomycetes; Eurotiales; Trichocomaceae. The coding region runs from base 1 to 1374 and encodes 457 amino acids. The transcript has 4 exons.